AUUGGGUAAUUUGAGAGGCUGAACAUGGCGCAAGAAAACAAAUACACACUUUCAGAAACAACAUAAGUUGUUACUGCAUUAAACUGUAAACCAGUCUGAAUAAACUACCACCCUUAACAACUUUAAGUUGUGAGAUUGCAGACAUGAUGGAUGUAAGGUAGACCUGUUAUGGAUCCAAACCAAUGGAGAAAUCAAGCAUAUAACUCACUAGUACAAGGAUUUCCCACAUUUGAUCCAUACAUAUCUACUGAACAAACAGUUGGAGACUUGUCACCCCAUGCUGGGACAAGACCAGUACCAGGUCUUUCUGGCUCAUCCACAGUAUUUACAGGACCAUUUAAACCAACAGCAUUAACUCCACUUGAAUUUGAGGGAGUUCGACAAAGAGAGCCUGAUAAUUUUGGGCUAGAUUUAUCACCUCCAAAACCAUUAUUUGCACAAGACAGAAAUCAUAGUUGGAGACAGCCUAAUUUAGCUCAGACUUCACAAAGCUUAAUUGGAGGUUUACCAACAGAUUUUUCUUCCCUGGGUCAGCGCUUUUUACCACCACCAGCACAUUGUGGAAUUUCCAGCCUCCAUCAAAGUACUAUUCAGGAAGGUCCAACACAAAAUAACCUUAUAAAUUCCCCACUUUCACCCACAUUUAAUUCUCAAUUUUCAGAGAGAUCAGAUACUUUUGAAAGAACCUCACAACAUCUACAACAGGAACAAAGUGACAUUUUGAAUUCUAGGAGGGAACAGUUGUUAAGAUCAUCAGUAGGAAACUUUACAUAUCCUUUACCUACUUCACAACCUUAUCUAGAUAGUGUUAAACAUGAUACACAAUUUGAACAAGUGAGACCAACUGUGUCAUUAUCUGACCACAGGGGAGACAAUUACAAUCAAUAUUUUUCAACAGGAAGCUCCUUUAGAAAUCCAGAACAUUUGUCUUUUCCAGGUUCAAAUUCACUACACCAACAAAGUUUUAGUACUGAUCAAAGAAUAGUUUCUACAGAUCCUCAACAAAAUACCUACAACUCACAAAGAAUAUUGGUCUCCGAAGAGAAUUCAGAUUCUUUUACUUCUAAUCGAGGCCCAGUGACGAUUCAAGCAGUAGCCGAUUCUACAACAAAACCAAAAAAGGGACGAGGUCGGAAAAAGAAAGAAACUAUAAUAGAAGAAACAAAAUCUACCGACGAGAAGAAAUUAGUUGACUCUUUUAUUCAGCAAGAACAACAAUUAAAGGUUUUCUCACAGAAAGGAGGUCAGGAAAAUCUGUAUAAGCAAAGUCAAUUAUUAAUGUCAGGUAACAUUUAUGGACAGAAUUACGGAAGCAAUAACCAAAGCUUAAGUCAUUUCAGUAUGCAGAGCUCACAAAUUUCAAGUUCAAAACUGCCAGAUAUGUCUCAGGGUCAGCUAAUAUCUCAUUCCCAAAAUAUGAUGGGUGCUGGAUAUUCCCAAAGUCCCCCUAAACACUCUACACAGGCGCAUGGAGGUUAUGAUUUUGCUGCAAGUGGGACCAUGAUGGAAAAUUUAGGACAGAGAAAUAUAAACAAUGAUACAUAUAGAAAUUCUACUGUUCGAAAUGAAAACUUUAACCCCCAAGGUAUUGCUUCAUCUAGAAAUAAUUUCAUGUCCUCAAACAAUCAACAUGGAUUCAGUGAAGGAAAUACUCCAAUGCAAAAUCCACAUGAACAAAAUAGGAUUCUGGAUAAUAAUCAGUAUUCCUAUGAAGGUGCUCCAAAUCAAUCUUCUUUUGUGGCUCAGUUAAAUUCGAGUGAAUUUGAUGCAUUAGAAAUGGAUCAAGGAGUAUAUUCAGGAAAUGGUAACCUUUGUAAUUUAGACACAUUUAAUUCAUAUGGUCAAAAUUUGACACAACAAAAUUAUUGUGCAAAUCCACAAAGUAAUCCAUCAUCCACUGUGGAUGAAGCAGCAUUGUCAAGUCUUAUUAGUGAUAAUCCUCAUGUAGAGCAGCAAAAUCUACGUGGGAGACUGUUUGAAGGAUUUUCAGAUGAUUUUUCACAAAAUAAACCAUUUAUAGCAGAACCAGCUUUGCCACCAAGUGCAGUAAUAAAUCCAGUAGAAGAGGAUGAUGAAUUUCAGCAUUUAAAAAAACCACCAGUUACAGAGAAAACAACCAAUGAACAAACACAAGUACCAAAAGUUCAACCUCAGGGUCAAGUUAAAGUUGAUCCUCCUCAGCCUCAAAAACCUGUAGAAAAACAAACACCUGCUAAAAGUAAUAAAAAUAAUGCAUUUAUGGACUCGUUUUUAAGUUUCAUUCAAGGAAAGAAACCAGAGACAUUAUCUAGUGUAAAUACUGCUGUUACCAAAAAACCGCAACUUCCUAAAUAUAUCCCUGAACCAAAACGUCCACGUCAGACUUCAGUAGAAAAAAGUAGUGAUAGUGCCGCUAGCACACCUAAACCAGACACUGACAAUAAAUCUGAUUCUAAUUCUCUAUCAAAUGGAGAUACAUCUAGUAUGUCUAGUUCUAAAACCAAAAUGUCAGAUGAUGAUGAAGCGAGUACUGGAUUAACUGGUACUGUAAAAAAUAUUGACACUGGUGACAAAGAACAUCCUACUAUAAAAAUGAGGAUAAAGUUACAAAAAACACCUCCAAAACAAAAGAGGUCAAAGACAUCUGGGAAGUCAAUAGUCAAACAAAAACGUUCCAGAAGUUACAGAGGAAGUGAUGAAGAUCAUGAGCGUUCUUCUGGGGAAGAAUAUCAGGUUGGGUCUUCACAAGAAGAAGAAGAAGAAAGGGAGAGAACUCCUUCCCCUGUUGUACCAGCUAGAAGAACUUCAGCAAGGAAAGCUAAAGAAAUAGCUCAACAGAAAAAAUAUAAAGACAGUGAAAGUGAUAUGGAAGAAGAUAAAGUUCCUGAGACCUACGAUUCUGACUCAGAUCCAGCAUGGACACCAGUUGCCGAUGAAAAAAAAGAGCCUACAUUUGAUGGAGACUUAGGUAGUUCACAGAGAAGAGGUCGUUCAAGAAAUACAAAAAUCAAACCAAAACUAAAACGACCAUCAAAAGCAGCAAAACCUAUACCUGCUAAAUCACCAAGGGUGGAAAGAGUUUCAUAUCCCAGAGUUCCUAGUCCAGAAAUGGAAUCAUCAUCAGAAGAUACAGACGAGGAAAAUACAACAGCAUCACCAGCACUUGUGAUGGGUGCAUUUGUCAUUAAUAAAAAAGAUCUCAACAAUUUUGAAGGAUUUCCUAUCUGGAAAAUUGAAGCUGGUAAAAUGAUGAGAAAAUAUGAAUUAUAUGUUGAGAAAGGAGAAAUCUUACAUAGAUCCUUAUCAACAUAUUCCAGUUGGCUACCAAAUAUGGAGAAGAACUAUGUAUCUGUGAGAACUAAACAGAUUCCUCAUACUCGUGCCACAGUUAAAGAUAGUCAAUAUAUUGUUCAGGUCUUAGAAGAGGAUCGUCCUAAACCAAAACUAGAUUCAGGUAAAGAGACAGAAUAUGAGAAAGAUCCUUUAGCGGACAUGUUUAAUGUCUUUAUGCAAGUUUUCCUAAGUCAGGCAAUGGAGCCAACUUUUCUUGAAGCAAUACAUGAAAGUGGUGAUGAUUUCUAUCUGAAACCAUUGAAAAAGAUUGAUGAUAUCAUAUCUAAAAAGCUGAUAGAAAUUAACAGUAAAGUCAGAUGGAUGAUUGAUUUUAAGAAAACUGCUGAGAAGAGACCUCACAUCAGAGAAGUGGACAGACCUAACCUCAAAACUCUGUGUCAGGCUACAGAGAAUGCCACACAGAAUGCCAUAAAGUCUGUGCACUUGUUUGGUCAACCUUAUGAUAGAACCACGUUGAAGGAAAUUCCAGAUAAUACAGCUCAGCAAGGCAGUGUGGAAUACCUGUUAGGAAAAUCAGCAUCACAUUACAUAGGUGCCUACCAUAGUCUUCAUCAUUUCAAGUAUAACCUGUAUAAAAGGUGCUUAGCUAAGGUUGAUAUAGUCAGAGAAGGAAACACAAAAUUAGAUAAUGCUGAAAUCCUAGAUAAAUGUUUAAAUAAUAGAACAUGGGUGCUAAAGAUAUUUGAUGACUUAAAGAAUAUGUUAGAAAAAGGAUGAACAAGAUUUAUAAUAGCAUUUCUACAAAACAAUCAAUAAAUUCAUCAUAGUGUUGUGAGAGAUAGUGAUCUGAUGUUUAUGUGUGAUUUGGUGAAUACUGAGUACUAGUGCUCGAUGUAUGUCUGCUGUCAGAAUAGAAUUUAAUGGAUUAAAUAUAUAUGUGCUGUUAUAAUUUGAAUUUAACUAAGCCAAUAUUGUUAUUGAUAUGUUGAGAAUGGGCACAAAUCUAUGAUUUAGUUGUAAAAUUUAUUUAUUGUUGAAAAGAUCAUUUCAUGGUUUGUUUAAACUAAAAGAGAUGAGGAGAUGAAUCCUCUAUAAGAUUGUGUUUUAUUUGUUUCAAAAAAUAGACCAGUAAACAUAUGUUGUUGUACCACAUCUCCUAAUGUCUACUAUUAAGAUCAAAAUCACCAGAGCCAUCAGCGAAUUUAUUUACAAAAUAUUCACUAAAAAACUGUUGAUUCAAAUAAAUUUUUAUACAAUAAUAUGACAUACUAUAAUUUCAUGUUUGAUUUGUUGAAUGGAUAUUUUGUUUAUUGUUAUGAAAUGAUAAGUGACAUACAAGUGUUGUUAAUGAAUGGUAAUGAUAGAGACUGAGUUCUGUAGCUUGUUAAUUAAGUUCUUCAUUUCAAACAAAUCAGGUGAAUAAAAUUGUUUUUGUAUUUCAAAAUUAGGUAAGCAAUCUUAGAUUUGGAAAUAAUCGCUUUCCCUUUAUUUAAUUUGUUGUAAUCAGUUUAAUUGUAAUGAUUGAUUUUUUUUCAAUUCAUUCAUUUUGUCUACUAAUACAUUCAGAACUACCCAGGGAUUUGAAAUGAAUAAGUUGUAAAUUGCAAGUUUUUAAAUUCAGUUUUAUUAGAAAACCCAGUUUCAGUGCCAUAUAUUUUUUUUAACAAACACAAUGACGUUGGAUUUGAAAAGGAUAGCUAUCCAUAAAUCUGGUUUUAUAAUUUGUUAUGUGUCACCUCUCCUUAUUUUAAAAAUACCUGCCUAUGAGAGGGAUUUAAGUGUGCCUUUCUUUUAUUCAGUGGUUUAAACAGAUAGAAUCACUAAGAAAGGUUGUGCUUUGUAGCUUUAUUUUCAUUAUGUGUAUGUUUUUUUGGGGGAAAUGUGCCAUAUAUAUCUUUGUCACUAAUUAAGAUGCAUUCAUAUGUCAUUAUUCAAUUCAAUUACAUCAGAUUAUUUAUGAAACAGAAGUGUGUGAUUUAAUUUAUCCCACAUUGUGUGCCAGAUAUGUUUCAAAGAAACUGUCUAAUAAUAGGUAAAUACAUAUAAAAUUUUAUUGAAACUAUCACAACAUGUUUUGUUAUGAGUCAAUCUAGAAUUCUUUUAUAAAAAAUUUAUACCUGAAAAUUGAAAAAAGCAGAAAAAGGUGCUUCCAUUUUUACAAUACUGACAUUCAGAAGGACAUUUAUAGGUCAAUGAGCAUUUCUGAAAACUUUUAAAACAUUGUUAUUCAAAACUUUUAAUGUAUGGUGUUCUGAAUUUUUAUUAACCAUUAGUUUUUAACACAACAUCAAGUUAUAAUGUUACAUGACUGUCAUCCAAUGUUAACAACUACUGGUUUCUGAAAUUUUGGGGGUAUAGAACCUAACAAUAUUUUGAUGUUCAAACAUGAUAGAUUGCAGGUUAUGUAGUCCAAGACCAAAAUGUAGUUGUAUUCAGCAAGUUUGUCAUAUCUCACAAAAAUCUCUAUAUUUGGUCUACUUGGGUAUAAAUGUCAAUGCAUUAUCUAAAAAAGGUUGACAACAAUUAUUCUAUUUCACUCUCUUACAUGUCUUUUCAUCAACUUGAAACACUUUUUGUCUUGCAACAAUGGACUUAAUAUUUGGGACCAAAUAUGGCCUUACUGAACAUACUCCUUUAUUGAAAAUAGUAUUUCUGAUAUGUGGUUGUACUUCAACAAGAACUAGGUCAUUUUGUUAAAGUUAUUUUCGAAUUUUUAACUGUUAUAUCAAUUGUCAUUAUCACACUAGUUAACACUAUCCUAUGUCAAAUCAUUUACCUUAUGUCAGUCUGAAAUGGACACAUGAUAACUUUUUAACACAAAAAAGGAAUCCAGCAACACACUCAACUAUCUCAGCGUUAUAAAAUGUUAUAACUUUUUAUAAUGUGGAUGAAACUUUGAUGAGUUGGAGAAAAAUAUUUGACUCAGAAAUGCAUUUAGCUCUUUUCACAAAAUAUUUUUUCUGUAGAUACUAAACUUUGGCCAAAAAAGAAUGAAAAUUGAAAUAAAGUUGGUUUAAUUACUGCAUUAUUGUAUCGAUAAAAAAUGUCUGUAUUUUAUAUGCUUUAUAAUAAAGCUAUUUUUUGUGGUUGUACAAAUUGACAGUAGGUAGCAGUUACAGUUUCAUUUAGUUUUGCUACUUGUGUUUACUGAAAUUUUUUUCAGGUAACAUUUUAAUACUUUUCAUUUCAUUUCAUUUAUGAUUAGAAUUUUUACCAAUAUACAUUUAGUUACUAUUGAACCAUUGCAUUCGUACCUAUAUCAGAUUUAUUGAUGUACAGAAUACUGUUUUAGUAAAAAGUUGAAAAAAAAAUCUAAUCUUUUUAUUGCCUUAUUGUUAUUGUUAACUGGUGAGCUGAUUAACCAUCUGAAGGACUGAAUAUGGAAUAGUUAAAAGGAUAACCCAAACUUGUCUUUCAAUUUUAAUAGAUUUAAUAUAAAUGUGUAUUCAAGGUUACCGCUGGGUCAAUUU
Mytilus californianus (California mussel) is the source of this 6743-nucleotide messenger RNA. RefSeq lists its product as uncharacterized. Bases 169 to 4050 code for a protein of 1293 amino acids. The record is from RefSeq and is a predicted model, not a curated record. The transcript is spliced from 15 exons. Lineage: Eukaryota; Metazoa; Mollusca; Bivalvia; Mytilida; Mytilidae.